UCCCUUCCAUUCGGCGCCAAAGAAGCAAAACAAAAGUCGCUCUUCUAUUAUUGUUUCUAUAGAGUAUUCGUCUAUUUUUUCUCGACUCAGUAUGGAUUUAUCUGCUUACGACUCGCAUAAUUGGGAAAACGCUAAUGUUGACUCUGAAAUACCCGACUUGUGUAAGAAGGAGCCUUGUGUUUUGGGCGUAGAUGAGGCGGGAAGAGGACCCGUUCUUGGUCCAAUGGUGUAUGGCAUAUGCUUCUGCCCAGUGAGUAAACAUGAUGAUUUAAAGGCGUCAGGAGUGGCAGAUUCCAAGACGUUGACAGAGGACCAGAGGGAAAAGAUUUUCGAAAUUAUUCACAAGAACUCAGACUACAUCGGCUGGUCAUUGGACAUCAUAUCCCCAGUGUAUAUUUCAAACUGCAUGUACAAGCGCCCUAAAGUUUCCCUGAAUGAGGUGUCACACAACUCGGCCAUAUCACUCAUAAAGCGUGCCAUUGCUGCGGGUGUCAAAGUGGCAGAAGUAUAUGUGGACACAGUGGGCCCCCCAGAGAAGUAUCAGGCUAAACUUCAGGAUAUUUUCCCUACUAUUAAGAUUACUGUUGCCAAAAAGGCUGAUGCUCUGUUCCCCUGUGUGUCAGGUGCUAGUAUCUGUGCUAAGGUUGCCAGAGAUAGAGCCCUAAAGGGCUGGAAAUUUCCCGAAGGUAUCGAAAUCGACAAUUGGGGAAGUGGAUAUCCUGGAGAUGCUGUUACAAAGAAUUUCCUGAUGAACUCGAUUGACAGAGUGUUCGGUUUCCCUGGCAUUGUGCGUUUCUCGUGGUCAACUGCUGAGAAGAUUGCUGAUGAAAAGUGUAUCUCAGCUUCAUGGAAUGAAGAUGAAGAUGAAGAGAAGAAGGAAAAGACACCCUCAGUCCUUCAGUUCUUUGCCAGGAAGCAGUCAGGUGACGUGUACGAAGCACCCCCACCAGUCAAAAAGAGACACCAUUUCUUCACCGACCGCUGCCUCUCGUCUGUCCAGAAUUUCUGAGGAGUUAUCCCAACGUUGCGAGAAUUACGUUAUUUCUUUUUCUUUCUUUCUUUCUUUUUUAUCUGGAAAAGUUUUGAGAGGAUGUUUGAAUGCAUCAGAUGUUGUUGUAAUGCAUUUGUUGUGUAUGAUAAGAAAGAAUAAAGAUAAUGAUAUGUUU
Penaeus chinensis is the source of this 1166-nucleotide messenger RNA. Its product is annotated as ribonuclease H2 subunit A-like. Lineage: Eukaryota; Metazoa; Arthropoda; Malacostraca; Decapoda; Penaeidae. Gene Ontology annotation, cellular component: ribonuclease H2 complex. The record is from RefSeq and is a predicted model, not a curated record. Gene Ontology annotation, molecular function: RNA binding; RNA-DNA hybrid ribonuclease activity. The transcript is spliced from 7 exons. Gene Ontology annotation, biological process: mismatch repair; DNA replication, removal of RNA primer. The coding region runs from base 92 to 1009 and encodes 305 amino acids.